Molecule: messenger RNA, 414 nt
Organism: Cooperia oncophora
Lineage: Eukaryota; Metazoa; Nematoda; Chromadorea; Rhabditida; Trichostrongylidae
Source: the annotation of a GenBank genome assembly
AUGAGCACUGAAAACUGUAACGGCAAUAGCUUAUAUCCCGAUAUUCACGAAAGCAAAUCCCAGUCGUCGUCCACGAAAACCUUCAUGGAUCACGGACCCGAAGAUUUGGCCUUGGUUGUUAAGGCGACGGACUUUGCUGCCAGACGGCAUCGUCACCAGAAGCGCAAGGAUCAUGCGGGAGUAGCCUAUAUUUUAACGAACGAAGCGAAGGUUUUCGAUGCGGUGACACUCGCUGCAGCUAUGCUGCAUGAUACCGUUGAAGACACGAAAACGACGUUCGAAGAGAUCAAGGAGGAAUUCGGACAAGAGGUACAUGAUAUCGUGAAGGAAUGCUCGGACGACAAAUCGCUCCCAAAGGAUGUGAGGAAGAAGGCACAAAUCGAAAACGCUCCAAAACACUCGCACAAGGUAUAA